Messenger RNA from Pieris macdunnoughi, 1926 nucleotides. NCBI's taxonomy places the organism in Eukaryota, Metazoa, Arthropoda, Insecta, Lepidoptera, Pieridae. The record is from the annotation of a GenBank genome assembly.
AUGUUUAACCGCGUAAAACAUGUGAUUUUGUUUGUAUCCGUCCUAUUAAUAAGUUUUAAAACAUGUACCAGUGAUCUCCAAAUACCCUCACUGACACUCUACAGUCCUGGGGCAGUGGAGUACAUAGAUGUACUUGUGAAGCGGGUGCACGAUAACCUUACAUUGGUUUGUGCCACUCGUGGAGAUAAUACUGCAAGAGCCUAUGUGUGGAACUAUGUUGGGAAUAAUACUGGGGCCAGCACCUUCACAGUAUCACCUUCUGGUCUGGCCAGCAGCAGUCAAUUGGAGAAAUAUGACCUUCAGCUGACAGACAGUGGUCACUACAUGUGCUCAUCGCCACCAUUUAGCAUCACUAAGUAUUUAUUAGUGCAGAAGAGAGGCUCCCAAUGCGCCCGCGGAGCUUUCUCUUGCGGCGCUCGUUGCGUGCUGCCUCGGUACGUGUGUGACGGGAAACCGGAUUGCGCACGCGGCGAAGACGAAGCGCUGGAUAUAUGCCCACCGCUGCCUUGUCAGAGAAAUGAUCGCCUGAACUGCUCAACUGGCAGGUGCAUACCGGAAGCGGCGUGUUGUCACACGGCGGAUGUCCUUUGUCAGCAGGACAGUUGCUGUUCAGAGCAUCCCAGAUAUGCACGGCUUGAUGAAGGCGACGAAGUACUCGAAUAUACUCGCUCUGAAGACAGACACACGACAGACGAUCUAACAUUCAUACAAUCCACUAUUUACACGGUCACAGCUUGCGCCCUAAUCUUCAUGAUAGCAGUGGUCCUGUUAGUAUCGGCACUGUGCAAGAUGCACAUGAAGAGAGCAGCUUUACGCGGUUAUGCGCACGCGCAUCGCGAUACGGCGCAUCACUACUCGGCCCGCUACCCUCCGCGGUACGAAUCUACGCGACUUUUAGAUCUACCCGCAUUGAGCCCUACGCGGCAGCAGACACAGGGUGAACCCGAAAGCGCGACUUCUACGCCCAUGUGCGAAGUCACGAAUCCAGUCAAUUCCGGCUUCGCUCUUUCGCGGCUCGGCUCCAUGUUUUGUACGAGAUAUUCUCAGGUCCCGACUCAAGGCGACGUCGAAAUGACCGACGUGAGAUCCUCUUCACUCAACAACUCGCCGACGCGGAACCCGCCCUCGGACUAUCGCUCCCCGAUUCCCAGUUCCGAAUUAUAUUACACGAACCCGGAUCUCAGAAACUUAGGCCGAGACCUCAAUUACAUGGCGACGCCCAUAGAAUUCUUCAGACGACGUAAUCUACGUCGGAACACCUUAGACAGGGUCAUAGACCAGCUGACUCACGCCCCUAGGCCGCUGACGCUGCAGCUGGGAAGGUUUCAGCUCAGCAUACCGAGGUUCAACCGUCGCGAGCCCCGCCCGGACACGCCGGACAUCGCCGAAAUCGAUAUAGAUAAUCUAGAUUUCGUGCGUCUCAACUCGAACGACACGUACACUUUGAACGGCAGGACCAUUCGCUUGUUGGGGGCGGACUUUGAGAACUACCCGCAUCUGGAUGGGAAUCGACCCCCUCCGUACAACGAGGCGAUGAGAUACAAAAUAUAUGGACCUCCCCCGGAAUAUCUAAGUCGAGAGGGUAUCAAUAGGGAAAACGAGGCCACGAAUAACAUUGAAAUGCCGCCGUGCUACGACGACGUGGGUCAAAACGGUAAUAACGGUAAUCCCGGUCGCAUUACCGGUACUUCAACAAGUAAUUUUGCGUUUUGUAACGGUAAUAAUACAAACGGUAAUGAAUUAACCGCCGGUAACGUCCCGAGUACCGAAAACGAUUCAAACGGUAAUGUUACGAAUUCCCAAAUAGAAAAUGUAAAUAAUAAUAUUCCAGAAACGAUAAGUUCUGUUAUAGACAAUUUGCCAGCCAUAGACAGUGAUUUUAAUGCUAACGAUAACGUGUACAACGAGACCGUUGUUGCCGAAUGA